AUGGAUAGGGAUUCUGAAAACCAAAACUUAAUCAAUUCAGAUGAGGAUUAUGUUGAUCCCGAAGAAAGAAAAUGUAAAAAGGCAGAUGUUAUAGUUUGUUCUUCAAACGGAGAUUUAGAUUUAUCAGGACCAGUAGGCAAAAGUAUAGUAAAAGUUGCUGGAAGCGAACUUUUAGCCGAAAUAAAGAACAAAUACACAGGUGGAAUUCAACAUGGUGAUAUUGCUGUUGCUAAAGGAUACAAACUACAAUGCACAGAACUGUAUCUAGCUGCUCUUUUUAAUUGGAAGCCUGGUUUUGAGAAACAAAUCUACAAAUUUGUUAAUAACUGUCUUGUUGCUGCUGAAAAAGAUGGGUAUAGAUCUAUUGCUUUCCCAGCUCUUGGAACAGGCAAUCUUCACUACCCAUGUCAUCUUGUUGCAAAGUAUAUGUUUGAUAUAGUAGAACAGUUUGCCAGUAACAAACAGAAAACUACAUUGUCUUAUGUAUAUUUUGUGGUUUACGAAAAGGAUUCAAAGGUUAUACAGGCUUUUAAAGAAGAAGAGAGAAAAAGAGUACCCGGUCUACAUUCAGUAAAUGUUAAGUCUAUAGCUGGCAAUGUGUUUCAAGUAGGAAAUUUACAGUUAUCUGUAGAGAAAGGCGAUAUUUUAUCAAAAACGUGUGAUGCCCUGUUGUAUGGAUCAAAUGAAGAAUUGGAUUUUACAAAAGAAAGAUAA
Messenger RNA from Mytilus californianus (California mussel), 714 nucleotides. Its product is annotated as protein mono-ADP-ribosyltransferase PARP14-like. Bases 1 to 714 code for a protein of 237 amino acids. Gene Ontology annotation, molecular function: transcription corepressor activity. NCBI's taxonomy places the organism in Eukaryota, Metazoa, Mollusca, Bivalvia, Mytilida, Mytilidae. The record is from RefSeq and is a predicted model, not a curated record. Gene Ontology annotation, biological process: negative regulation of gene expression. The transcript is spliced from 7 exons. Gene Ontology annotation, cellular component: cytoplasm; nucleus.